Messenger RNA from Centruroides sculpturatus (bark scorpion), 6474 nucleotides. RefSeq names its product lysine-specific demethylase 8-like (gene JMJD5). The transcript has 10 exons. Gene Ontology annotation, molecular function: histone H3K36 demethylase activity. Lineage: Eukaryota; Metazoa; Arthropoda; Arachnida; Scorpiones; Buthidae. Bases 114 to 1346 code for a protein of 410 amino acids. Gene Ontology annotation, cellular component: nucleus. The record is from RefSeq and is a predicted model, not a curated record.
AAUUUGGUUUUUAGUAAUUUUAUUUAAAAACUUUAUAGGUUAAACCAGUGAUGAACAACCUUUUCUGGAUGUAGGCCACAAGUGAACUCUGUAGGCUUCCGAUAUAAAUUAUAAUGGAUUUACUGCCAGAAAAAAUUGCUCAACUGAUCCCAAAAGAAAGAAAUGACUUAAAAUUACAUGAAAUAGAAGAAGAAAUUGUUGGUAAAGUGAUAAGAUAUAAGAUUGAUAAUUUUGUAGACUUCCUAUUUCAAGAUUAUAAAAAUGAUCGUGAAGAUAAAUCAGAUGUUGAAGAGUACAUAAAUGAAGUACAAGCAAUUUUAGAUAUUACUUGGGAAAAACUUAAUACUGGAUAUUGGAAAGAUGUAAACUUGUCCUGGAGAUUUCUGUAUUCCUAUGCCACAUUGUUUAAGAUUUUAUUUGUUUUAAUAAGAAAAAAAGAUAACUAUCUGAAUGAAGCUGUCAAAGUAUGUGAUUAUGGUAUUAUUAUGGGUGCUCCAAUUUUAGAUAAUUUAUUGAAAAAAAUUGCUUCUGUUUUAGCAAAUGAUCUAAAACCUGUAAAAGAUGAUGAUUGUGAAAUAAUUCACGAACAUAAAAGUAAAAAGAGAACUCAUCAUAAAACAAUUAUUAUUCAAGAUAAAGAAAUAAUAAGAGUGAAAUGUCCUAGUUUAGAAAAAUUUAAAUCAAGUUACAUGGAUUUGAAACAACCUGUUAUCAUUGAAGAUGCUAUAGAUUAUUGGCCAGCAUUAUCUACAAAUAAAUGGAGCAUAGAUUAUCUGUUGGAGAUAGCUGGAUGUCGGCUAGUUCCCAUUGAAAUUGGAAACAGCUAUACAGAUAAAUUAUGGUCCCAGAAGUUAGUUACUUUAGAAGAGUUUAUUAAAAAUUACAUUUUAAAGUCAACAAAUGAAAUUGGAUAUUUAGCACAACAUAAUCUUUUUGAUCAGAUUCAAGAACUAAGAAACGACAUUGCAAUUCCUACUUAUUGUUCUCUUGCUGAGUCUGAAGAUGAAAUAGACAUAAAUGCAUGGUUUGGACCAGAGGGUACCAUUUCUCCAUUACACCAUGAUCCAAAACAUAAUCUUUUAGCCCAGGUUAUGGGAGAAAAAUAUGUUCGUUUAUAUGAUGAAGAAAAUACUCCCGUGCUUUAUCCACAUCCAAGUAAAUUGCUUGAUAAUACCAGUCAGGUUGAUGUUGAAAAUCCAGAUUUAAACAAGUUUCCGAAAUUCAGCUCAGGCCAAUAUCAAGAAUGUAUCUUAAAAAGUGGAGAAGUUUUGUACAUCCCACCUAAAUGUUGGCAUUACGUUCGUUCUCUUUCUGUCAGUUUUUCAGUUAGUUUCUGGUGGCAUUAAUUCUAUAACUGAGAAUAUUUAACUUUUACCAAUUCUAAAUAUCAUAUUUACAAAUUUUUAUGUAAAUAUUCUAUGCAGAUAUUCAUGUUUAUUACAAUAUUGUAAUUUAUUGUUUUAUAUUAAAACACAAUGAUUUUACUAGAUACUAAGAAGGCAGCAAGCAGUUUGAUUUUAAUAAUAAACAUGUUCUUAUAGUGCAUCGAGUGAAAUACUCCGAUUCAUUAAUACAAAAUUUCACUGUUAUAAUUAAUAGUGAAUUCAUAUUCAUCCUUAAUAUUUGUAUGUCUGUAAUACUACAUAUUUCGUAGAUUAUAUAUUUAUAUCUAGAAUUUUAUUUUUAGCUAUUUUUCUUAAAGUUUUUGGCAUCACAAGAAGCAAUUUCAAACAUUUUUAACCAUAAUUGUGUCUUUUACCCUAAUAGGAAUCUAACAGUACUAAUUAGUUGAUUAAUUUCAAGAAUAUUUCCUUGAAAAUUUUCAGAAUUAAAAAUGACAUCUGCAUAUAUUUUUUGUGACAAAAUUUUGUUAUAUUUGAAAGGAAAAAAAAGUGUUUAAUUGAAAUAUCAAUUUGCCACACACGCCAAAGAAAAAAUAAAUUGAAUUAUUUGGUUGUUUUGAAAAUAGUUAUUUAUUGUAAACUUGGCUUUUGUCUAAAUUUAUGUAAAAAUUGUACAAUAAACUGUAGAACUAAGAUUUGACAAAAAAGUUCAUAAAAAGACAGUCUGAUGGAGUACAAAUGACUUGUAGAUUUCAAACUUCCCUGCAUCUAUAACUCUAUAAAUUUAUAUAAUGGUAGUUCUGGUAAAUUACAUCAUAUAAAUGUGACUUUUUAAACAGGUUAAAAGAAGACAGAUUGAAAUUUCUGGAUUCAAACAGUUUAAGUUGGAGUAAAGAUUUCUGUCAUUUUACCAAACUUUGACAAUGUGUGAAAUUAUUUAACACUAAUUUGGCUGCCAUCAUUGAGUAAUCUGUAAUUAGCCAUAUUAUUUGAUUACUUGGUCUAUAAUUAUUGCUAAUUUACAAUAUUAUAAGAAUAAUUUCUCUGAAUAAAAAUGUUUCAUAACACUGGUUUUCAUAAACAUGGUAAAACUUUAGUCAGUCAACUAAACAUUUUCUGAAAUUAAUAUGAAUGAUGGCAGAGUUUAAAACUCCUAACUGGCAAUUAAAGGAUAGAAUUUAGUAAAAAUUCCAAAAAUAUUUAAAAUAACUUUAUAGACAUUCAAAAUAAAUAGGUUUAGUUCUAAAAUUUAUGUCUGUCCUAAAUGAAUGUGUUAUUAAGCUGAGAAUAUCUGAAAAAAAUGUAACUAUUAAUUUAAAGUCUUCAUUGAAAUGUUGUAAAAAAUUUAUCAGAUAUAAUUAAUAAAAAAAAUAUAGAAUGACUAAUUUCAAUAAGACAUUUUCCUCUAAUAUAAAAAAAUAAUUAAAAAAUCUGAAUUGAUUAACAUUUCCAUUUGAAUACAAACUUUAAUAGUACUAUUUAUUGUUUCCACUAUAUUCUUCGGUAAAAUAUACUAAUUAGCCUUUGUUAUCGAUUUUGCUUCACACUGAGAUAAAUGAACAAAGUAGUUAAAACAUAAGUAAUUUUGUAAACAUACCAUAUAUUUGCAAUUCAGAUGAUACAUCCAUUAAUAUGAACCACAUAAAAACCCUUUCUUAUGUAAAUGGGUAUAGUAACCAAAAAUUCUGUGCAUAUUACUAAAAGUUAUAUGUAGAGAAGCAUAUAUCUAUCUAUAUUUGGUUUAUGGCAUCUGACGUUGCCUUCCGUCUUCCAGGAACCUUCUCCAUCUCUUUAUCCAUACACCAUUCCUCUUUAAUCCCCUUUUCACUACAUGCUAACUUUACUCCAUCGUACCAAGUUUGCCUGGGUCUUCCUCUCUUUUCCCUUGUUUGUGGAAUGUUUUCCAUUGACAUUUUUGGGAGUUUCUCAUCACUCAUUCUUUUUUGCAUGUCCAAACCAAAUAAGUUAUUUCCUCUAUUUCUUAAAAAACCGUCUCCUUCAAUUCCAUUAGGUCUUUGAUCCUCUCGUUAGUUAUUCUUUCUCUUUUUGAGAUUCUGCAUGAUCUUAUCGAAAUUAUUUUUUCUCACGUUCUGAAUAUAAUCAUCCAAAUUGAUGGCUGAAAAACAUUAAAAAUCUUAGUUGCUUGUAAGAUGUUUUCCUUACAACAGGUUCUCUUUUUUCACAAUGCCUUAAAACAAACUGUCAAAUGAUAACUAAAUGUUUGGAAAAAUGUCAUCUAGCCAUUUUCAUGCAUGAAAAUCUUAAUUUUUCCUUGAUCCAUUCCCAUGCAGCAGAUUGAAUUUGGCAUCCAAUAAAAAAAAAUUGACUUUUCGAUACCUUUAAUUUUGGCAAUAACCAGAAGUCUGACAUUACCAGAGCUUUACUUUAUUAUUGUUCAGAUAUGGCAAUGGAAAUUAUCUUUGUUUCCUUAAUGCAGCAUGCUCUCAUGUUUUCAUGAUGCUAGAAAGACUUUCCUGGGCCAUACUCUGAAAAAGUAUGUUAAAUGCUUGUAAGAUUUUGCAAUACUUCACCAAAUUGGUCUUCUUUUGGCAUAUGUUUCAACACUAUCAAUCAGUGAUUGAAUUUUUGACUAGACACAACCAUUCUCAUUUAGUAGCCAUAAGUAUGUUUUUAUUCCUGCAUUUUUCAGAAUAUUGCUAUAGACCUUAUUUAUCAAUCAAUCGUUGUACAUUAAAAAAGCAAUAAGAUAAAUUUAAUGCUUACAUUUUCUCUGAAGACUUUGAUAAGUCAAUUAUGACCUUUGAUAUCAUACACAGAAAUUGGUGGAGUCUAUUUUGAAAGAUUUUCAUGAUUAUUAUCUAUAUCAAGUAAUUCUGUGCAUUAUUUUUGUAAUAUAGUUUGUUCCAGAAGCUGUGGUAGAUAGGUUUCCAUCAUAAAAAAUUGAGCAGCAAACAUACAGAGUAGAUAGAAGUGCACACUUAAUGUUAGAUCAAGCAUUUUACAUCUGUAAAUGCAAGUAGGAUUAAAAAAUUUAAGAAUUAUAUUCUACAAACCUUAUUCUUUUAAUCUGUCUGGAAAUGAAAUGUGUGUCAUGUUAUUUUUUUUUUUUAAUUUAUCACAAAUGCACUAUGUCUCAGUGAUGGAAUGAAAAUGCACUUAUGAUGGGCAAAAGUAUACACAUGACAAGGAAUUAAGAGAUCUUUAUUUUAUCUUGUAAAGUUGCUUGAAAUGAAAAAAUUGCUGUUGAAAUUGAAAAUAAGUAUAAUGUACAAAUGAAUAAUAAUCAUAUACAAAUUGAUCUUUUUAUUCGUAAUUUUGAACGGGCAUCGCGACACCAAGUUUUGCAAUCUCAACGCAUUAUUCAAUCUUCAUUGGCAGGUUAAGCGUAUUUUUUGCAUGUUAGGCAGAAUAUAUUUUUGUUUAUUGGUUUAGUUUUUUUCGAUCUUGGAAAAAGAAUGGAAAGAGCUUGACUUUCCAUUAGCAGAUGAACCAAAAAUGAUAACUUUUGCUUAAUAACUUGUCUAAAAGCCUAGUUGAUCUUCUGAAAUAACUGUUUUCGUUAUUUUUUCAAAUCUUCUGUUAUGACUUCCAAAAUAGUUUUAAAUGAUACACUUAUAAUUAUUUGACUUUUGUCCUUUUCUUCGUUGCUGUUCUCUACAUUUAGGAAGAGGUCUAAUAUCAGCAGGGGAGACAAAUAAAUAAAUAAUCAUGAAGGCCUUUAUCUUUUUUGAAGUACUGACAACAAAAUGUAUUCUAAAUCUGAUAAAUCUUUUGUAGACAGUUCACAAAACAGUAAACUGGUGGAUGGUGUAUUGAAAAUAACAAUUGGUAAAUUUAAAUGAGUGAUUGGAACCACAGUUCUGAUGGGAAAGUAGAUUUUUGUUUGAUAAAUCCAUAUCUUUUAGUAGCAGAUGGAUCAAAUUUGUCAUUAAAGGGUCAAGAGGAACAUUCCCACAUUUUAAAUGCAUUAACAGCCUUUCUAACUGAUACACAGCUAAGAUAAGCAGUCAAACAAUUCAGCUAAUUGGAAUUGUAAAAUGACUUGACCAAGAUUAUUUAUCAUACAAUGAUUACAUGUGUCAAAGGCGUAUAAUUUCAACAGCUUGAAAGAAAGCAUCUGUCAAAGCGGUUGCACUUUGUCUGCCGUGAGUGGGAUGGACAAUAAGUGAUUUUUAUUUUGGCAGAAAAAUAUAACUGCAUCUAAAGACAAUUGAGAUGAAAGAUUAUCAAAUAUAAAGAAAAUUGGGUUGUCUUUUGGAUCUGAAAGUGUUUUAUACACUCAAAAUUUGGUAAGGCACCACAAAAUUCAUCAGUUUUGGCUUUCUACAUUUUAUUUUAAAAAUUAGUGCUUGAGGAAUGUAGUUUCCACUAGCACUCAAUGAAUAGAUGACAGUAACUAGCUGGCCACUCUCAGUGAACUCAGUUUCCCCACAACUCUUUUGCCAGUGCUAGAAAUAAUGUUAUGAAUGUGAUCCAGUAUAGACUCAUCCAAGUUAUAAAUCCUGAGGUAUAAAUUUGCAUUUCACUAUCAGUUUAAUAAAGUUAUUAAAAAAUACUUCCAGCUGAACUUUGUUAAAUCCCAUGAUUCUAGCAAGACUUCUCAGGCCAAACUGCUAUUUUUACACGAAAGUUAAUGUCCAGUCUUUUCCUGUUAACUCGUCUCUUAGAAAUGGUGACUGAUGUUUCUUCUGCAAACUGGAGUACCAGUUUGUGCAAAUCUUUGAACAUGAGUUCAUAGAAGGAUGUGUCCAGAUCCUUAUAGUGACCAGCUAAAUCCCUCUUGUUGUGGUGUGAAUGUUAGUUUAAAUUGCUCCAUUUUUCAACAUCAACCUUUCUGAAAAACCAGUUUGGAAUGUGGUACUACUACAUGAUCAGAGUUGCAGGUUAAGUUAACCAAAUCUGUAGCAAUAAUAAAAUAUGCCUCUAACAUUUCCAGAGUGCAGGCCCUACGAUAAUUCCUGAAACAGUAACUAUAUUAUCAAUAUUUGGUUGAAAUAAAAAAUAAACAUUCUUUACUAUAAUUACUACUAUGCAUUAUAACAUCAACAGAUUUGAUAAAUAUUUUAUUAUUAUGUUUGUACAUGAUGUCAGAUAAAAGUUUUACUCCAACACUAUUCAAACAUUUGUUCCCACAUGACAUUGCUUUAGAUGGCAAAAAUUUUCAUUAAUU